CGAAGGGGAGGUUAUGUCGCGACAAGUGUAAUUGUAAUCUGUGAAGUGUUUUGUUUUGAUUUAAACGAAAUCAAUGGUAACAGAAAAUGGCUGAAGAAUUGCUAGUGGUUCUGAAUCGGAGCGAACAUUCUGGCUUCGGAUUUUCGCUUCUAGGCGAACCGGGCCUGCCGCCGAUAAUUUAUAACAUUUUAGACGAUUCUCCAGCCGCUGAAAGUGGAGAGGUAGAAGUUGGAGACGUAAUUUUAAAAGUUAACGAAACUGAUGUUAUAAGAUUUAGCACGAAAGAAGUUUUGAAAUGUCUUCGAUUAUCAGCUGAUCCAGUUACAUUGAAAAUAAAAAGGGAUCCUAAAAUAAAAGCAACUGUAAAAAAGCACCUUCUCUCCGGCGGCGAUUUAGAUAAAUCAUCUAAACUCCCCGCCAUACAUACGUCUAACAUGACAUCAAUAUCUAACAACAAACCAGAACCAGGUGUACAUAAGUCUCACAACAACACCGCGGCGAAUCGAUUGGGAUCAACAAACGGUAGUUACACCGAAAAAGAACCACUUUUACAUAAUCAAAACCAGCAUCAUCAUCAUCACCACAUCCACCGGCGCGAAGAGCACCAGCCCUUGCUGGAGGAGCACGAGCGCCUCCAAUGGCAGCCUCUCGCCGUCGACGAGGAGCACAACAACAAGUCCAAGGGCGCCCCAAAGUUCGAGGCUUACAUGAUGACCGGCGAACACAUCCUGAAUAUAUCCCGUACGCCCCAAACCAACGCCAUCAUACCCAAGCAACAGAAGAAGAUCGAAAACUUGCGGUAUCACAACAGCCACGUGCACCAUCUGAGGCACCAACAACACAACUCGGUGCCCAACAGUCCCAACGAAUCGGAUUUGGGCCACAGGAGCGCCAACGUCGGCAAAACGGGUGCGAAUUCGGCCACCACUUCCCCUGUUAGUGCCAACAAAAGGGAUCAGCACCAAUCGUCGCCGGCCGAUCCCUACAAUUUCGUCAGGACGAGCCGAUCAGAGGACCAAUUGCAAGGACAAAACGAUCUCUACAACGUGAGCGUGGCCAAUUCGGAGGCCGACGAGGACGUGACCAGUUCGCUCAACACCCUAUUGGACACCAGGCCGGACAGCGCGAAUUGCAACAGCGACAGCGAUCGCAUCGUGUGGACCUACAACGCUCCCGUCGCCGAUCAACACAAAUUCGUGCACGCCUUAUCGAACGGCAGCAGCUCGUCGCACAGCAACGUUUCGCCCACGUCAUCCAGUCCUCUUCAUUCGACCGGAUCGCCGGCCUCACCAACGUCAGUGUCUUCCUCCGUCAUGUCGAGUCAAUCGGGAUCAAAGAGAACGCCUUACAGCCUGUCGAACGGGCCGACGGGCCAACAUCAAGGCGACUACAGCGUCUCCGAAGCGGUAUCGAACAUCUCGAGUCCGGAUUAUCACGACGACGACAUCGUCGGUUUGCGGGACUGCGUGAUGGAGAUCAGUGAUCAUAGUGAUAGUGAUAGUACAUUGUUGGUGUCGGAGCCGAGGCAACGGCACGUUUCGGUGCACGGCGGCGGGAACGCUGAAGGCGGAGGCGGAGGCGGCGAUCAUCGCAUUGUGAUACAGGUGAAGGGACCCGAUAAGGAUAGGAAUCGACAGAGCGAUAGCACGUCGACGUUGAAAGGCGACGGUGAUGGUAGUCAGAUAUCGGGCGAUGGUUUUCACGAUUUCGACGAUGGUUAUCGGGAUGUGUCGAACAACAAAUCGUCUCCUUUGUCGUCCGAAGACGAAAGCGACGUGGAAAGCCUUCACAGCUUCCAUUAUUCGCCUAAAGCGGUCGAUAUGCCUUCUGCUAUUCGGUUGGCGAAGCGGCUUUACAGUUUGGACGGUUUCAAGAAAUCCGACGUCUCCAGGCAUCUUAGCAAAAAUAACGAUUUCAGUCGAGCUGUAGCUGAGGAAUAUUUGAAGUACUUCGAUUUUCAAAAAGACAACCUAGACAUAGCAUUGAGAAAGUUCCUUAAGCAAUUCUCCCUCACGGGCGAGACACAAGAGAGGGAGCGCGUACUCGUUCAUUUUUCCAAGAGAUAUUUAGACUGCAACCCCGGUUCAUUCAAUUCCCAGGAUGCCGUUCAUACAUUAACAUGUGCCAUUAUGUUGCUCAAUACGGAUAUACAUGGCCAAAAUAUAGGAAGGAAAAUGACGUGUAACGAAUUUAUAGAGAAUUUAGCGGGUUUAAACGAAUGCGAAAACUUCCCGAGAGACGUUUUGAAGCAACUGUAUCAUGCAAUUAAGAAUUGCCCCCUCGAAUGGGCUCUGGAUGAAGAAGUCGAAGAAAGGAACAACAUGCAAGCGCAAUCGAGAAAUAACGAAAACGUGAAUUUGGGAUGUAAUCCGUUCCUUGACGUUCCCACCACUGCUAAUGCAGUAGAGUUCAAGAAAGGUUACGUGAUGAGGAAGUGUUGCUACGAAACGAACGCUAAAAGAAGCCUUUGCUGCUAUUUUCUAGCUCCGUUUCACAAGCGCAGCUGGAAGAUGUUUUAUUGCACGCUGCGCGACUUGGUGCUCUAUCUCCACAAGGACGAGAACGGCUUCAGGAAGAACCAAAUGGGCGACAAUCUGCACAACGCGAUUCGCAUACACCACGCAUUGGCCACCAAGGCGUCCGAUUACACCAAGAAGCAGUACGUUUUUCGGCUGCAGACGGCCGAUCAGGCCGAGUAUUUGUUCCAAACUAGUGACUCGAAGGAAUUGCAAUCUUGGAUAGAUACUAUUAAUUUGGUGUGCGCCAGUUUCUCCGCGCCGCCUCUAGAAGCUGCUGUCGGUUCCCAAAAGAAAUUCCAAAGGCCUUUGCUACCCUGCAGCCAUACGAAAUUGAAUUUGAGAGAACAGUUAGCGGAUCACGAGGAGAGAGUUAUGAGACUGGGAGCUACGUUGGACGAGCAUCGAAAAUUUCCGCCAGAAAAAGGAUCGAAAUCUCAAAUGAUACAGAAUUACAAAGAGAAAGAGGCGUAUUUAACCUACGAAUUGCAGAAGUACAAAACCUACAGUUUGAUGUUGCGUUCGCGCAUGUCGGUGGCCAGUUUGGCGGAGAACAGCAUCGGGGAGGCGGACGAGAGCGGCGUCGGAGGGGCGACGGGGUCACCCAACGUGUGCCUGCUGGACGACGCCGACGGCGCCGUCGUGGCGCCGCCGGUGCCCGAUAGACCGUCGCCGACCGUCAAUAGGUGUAUUUUUACUGUUGUGCACAUUAUUUUCUAUCCCAAUCAACAGUCAGUGUUCCCAAGGAGAGAACUGGAAUAAGGACGUUAGGAGUCUAUGACGGAAAAAGCGCCGGGACGGGCAACAAAUUACACACUAAAAAUUCAUCUGUGCAAUUGGAGGUCUUUUUAAGCAAAAAUCUAUAGAGUAAAAAAUCUCGGGAUCCUUUUCGAGAGGGAUGCGCGUGUCAAACAGGUUGGACGUUCAUUUCUAUUUAAUAUCGUUUAAAUAAAAAUCAAAGCUGAGGGGCUAGGCGAAUUUUCCACAAAGUUUUGUCCGGGAAAUGCGCAGUUAACUAGGUUGUAAUCGAUGAGAUAUUUUUUUAAAUGUCCGUUUAAAAGUCGAUAUAAUGUAGAGUUAAAAUUGCGUUUUAUAUAAACGUUUUCACUAUGCAUAUUUUGCGCUUCGAGAUUGUGGAAAUUGUGGUUGUAAAACAUUUCCAUGCCUCCUGUAAUAAGAGAUAAUAAUCGUAUUGGAUAAGGUAAAAUUUUGUUCUAUUAUUUUUUCUAUUCUAGCCUUCCCUCGGUAGAAAUGGGAUAUUUCCCCAGAAUAUAUGUAGUAAACACCCUGUACAUGCAAACAUUAGAAUACAAAGUCUAAUCAGGAAUUUUUACUAAUGGUAUUGUCGAUCCAUUUUUUACAUAAUUUUUUCCUGGGGUGUUUACACGAGUUUCUAUCUUCUUAUAUUGAAUUGUUGCACUGUUUUAUUAAUUAUUUUAUUCUGAAUUUUUUGGGUAUUUUUUCCUUUGGGAGUUAUUAUUAUUCAAGACAUUUUUCGUGUCUCUAUGCGUUCAAUUCUCGAUUAUAUGGUUUAAAUAUCUUGAUGAAUAAUUCGAUUUCUAUUUUCAACUAAUUUACUCUUGUAAUUAACCGACUUGUUGCUUAUUUUUGUACUAAUUAAAAUAAUUAUUGUGGCUUUCUAUAUUAUUAACUCGUUGAAAUUUGAUCAUACAAUAGUGUGUUAUCUAUUAAGUAUCAUAAAGCAAUUUUCGUGCAAACGGUAACGUAAUAAAAAUGUUAUGAAUUUUUUUUUGUGAAAAUUUCUAUUUUCAAUGAUUAAAUUAGGUGGCUGUUGGUAGAUGAAUAAGUAAAAAAAAUGUGAUCAAUUAUUUUGUUGAGCCAUUCCAUUUUUGUCAGUGCCUCUAAAUAAUGGAUCUAUAUUGAUGUUAUUUAAUGAUAAAUUAAUUGACGAAUGAUAUAAUGGAAUUAUUAUUUGUUAACUGCGUAUUUUUCUAAUUACACAUUAUAAAUCCAAUCUCGAAUUUUCGUCUAGUCUAAAUACAUUGCCAAAG
Phyllotreta striolata is the source of this 4528-nucleotide messenger RNA. The record is from the annotation of a GenBank genome assembly. Lineage: Eukaryota; Metazoa; Arthropoda; Insecta; Coleoptera; Chrysomelidae.